This is a messenger RNA of Oncorhynchus kisutch (coho salmon), 1462 nucleotides long. Its product is annotated as metabotropic glutamate receptor 2-like. NCBI's taxonomy places the organism in Eukaryota, Metazoa, Chordata, Actinopteri, Salmoniformes, Salmonidae. Gene Ontology annotation, cellular component: membrane. Gene Ontology annotation, molecular function: G protein-coupled receptor activity. The transcript has 5 exons. The record is from RefSeq and is a predicted model, not a curated record. Gene Ontology annotation, biological process: G protein-coupled receptor signaling pathway. The annotation marks the transcript as partial.
AAACCAUCUAUUUGGGACUAUUACACUUCCCUUUCCCCCUGCCAGCCCUACCAGUACCUGCUGGAUGAGUUCACCUGUGCAGCCUGUAGCUUUGGACAGUGGCCUCAGGCCAACCUGACAGGCUGUUUCGACCUGCCAGAGGAGUACAUCCGCUGGGAGGAUGCCUGGGCUAUUGGGCCGGUCACCAUCUCCUGCCUGGGCAUGUUGUGUACCCUCUCCGUGGUGGGCCUAUUCUUCAAACACAACGACACCCCAGUGGUCAAAGCCAGCGGGCGGGAGCUGUCCUACAUUCUCCUGCUGGGGGUCCUGAUGUGCUACAGCAUGACCUUCAUCUACAUCGCCAAGCCCUCCACGGCUGUGUGUACCCUACGUCGACUCGGCCUGGGUACCUCCUUUGCCGUGUGCUACUCGGCGCUCCUCACCAAGACCAACCGCAUUGCGCGGAUUUUCAGCGGGGUGAAGGACGGGGCCACACGACCAAGGUUCAUCAGCCCGGCCUCCCAGGUGGCUAUCUGUGGUGGGCUGAUCUCCUGUCAGCUCCUGGUGGCCUUGGUCUGGCUCCUGGUGGAGAUGCCUGGCGUCAGGAAGGAGGUGAGCCCCGAGAGGAGGGAUAUAGUCACCCUGAAGUGCAACAGCAAGGACUCCAGCAUGCUGGCUGCUCUGGCCUACAACUGCAUCCUCAUCGUCCUCUGCACGGUCUAUGCCUUCAAGACCAGGAAGUGCCCCGAGAACUUCAACGAGGCCAAGUUCAUUGGGUUCACCAUGUACACCACCUGUAUCAUCUGGCUGGCCUUCCAGCCCAUCUUCUACGUAACGGCCAGCGACUACAGGGUUCAGACAACCACCAUGUGCAUCUCUGUCAGUCUGAGUGGAUCGGUGGUACUGGGCUGUCUCUUUGCUCCUAAGGUCCACAUCAUCCUAUUCCAGCCCCAGAAGAACGUGACAACGCUGAGAGUGGCUGCCAACCGUUUUGGGGCCACGGUCAAAUCAGCAUCGGCGUCUGACCCCAGCUCUAGCUGCUGGAAAGCAUCAGCCUCUACCAGUGUGCCAACAGCGGUAACAACAGCGGUAACAACAGUCUGUAAUGGUCGUGAGGUAGUAGACUCCACUACGUCCUCUUGUGAAGAAGGUUGAGCUGCUUGUAUCAUUCCUCUGUCCUGAGAACAACACAAAUCACAAUUUCAUCCCCUCUCGUACAACAAGGCUGCUGUCAUAUCUAAGUCCCAUUUACAGUAGAGACCAGUAGAGUCUGUCCAUUCGGACAGAGGGAGGCCAGGAUGCACUUAACUGUGAAAGCUAAAUAAUGUGACUAUACUUAGGAGUGUGCCGUAAUGUAGGACUGUAAAGCAUUUUUGUAUAGAUUUAACAGUAUGUGAUUGAUUUGACUUGGUUUCAAGAUAGACUCGUUGUUGAAUGCACUGCUGUAUGCCUUGCUGUCAGUACAGAGAAUCAGUCUUAUGAA